Notodromas monacha is the source of this 240-nucleotide messenger RNA. The record is from the annotation of a GenBank genome assembly. Lineage: Eukaryota; Metazoa; Arthropoda; Ostracoda; Podocopida; Cyprididae.
AUGAAACUGAUGAGACAAGGCACUUCAUCUACUUCUACCUUGGCCAAGUUGCCAUUUUGUUGUUCAAAUCUGGAUGAGAUCAAGUUUCGCGACUCAGGAGGAUUUCAAAAGAGGCUUUAUAAAACGUCGCUAACUUUGAAAACGUGUUUUGCCGUCUGCCUACAGAAUGAGGUGAACUGCGAGAUAGUGGAAACGACAAAUGAAACCUCCUGUUAUGAACCUUCGCAAGUUAACGACUGA